Molecule: messenger RNA, 2814 nt
Organism: Oikopleura dioica
Lineage: Eukaryota; Metazoa; Chordata; Appendicularia; Copelata; Oikopleuridae
Source: the annotation of a GenBank genome assembly
AUGGUUCACCUCCCGUUUUUUCAUCUUAUUGCACUUUCUCACGCUUUUGGGCAAGAUCGAAAAGCUGAGAUAGAAAAGUACCAGACGCUGGAAGAUGCCGUUCUCCCUGAGUACAUUUUCCUCCGUGAAAAAUCAUCCGACAUAGGCGAGUCCCGUCGACUAACAGCCUAUGACGAACACGGAAAAUCAAUGUGGGAUUUUCCGAUCGCCAACAAUAUCUUCAUGUACUCGCAGACCUUUGAAAAUGACGAUAACACUGAUGGUCUUAGACACAAGUACAUCGAAGGGUUGUUUUACAACAAAGAAGGGAAAAUAACAAAAGUUCAUUUUCACGAAGACUCGGAAUUCGAUGAAUUGGAAGAUUUGGAUCAUAUUCUGUCCAUUGAAAACAAUACUGUUGAAUCUUACAGUGACUGCCAAAAAGGAGUGCCCUGCGUUGUUGUUUUCAAAGAACAGUUGAUGUACAAAAUCGACGCUAGAGACGGAACCUUCGUGCAGUAUCUUGUCAAGGGAAAGCCCACCUUUCCUUCGUCAGAAUUCGCUUCAUAUCUGACCAAAGACCCGUCGAAGCACCCAGAGCAAUAUCUCCUGAUUGGUACUCAAUCCGUCGUGACCAAGCACAUCUGGGACGACAACAGGCAAAAUACCAUCGCGAUCAUAGAAGAACAGUCGGACUUUGAGUUCCGAAGCGACUACCGAGGGAAACACAUGUACUCCUUUGAAGUCGACCAGUUCAUCCGAAGAAGCGGCGAAACUGUCUGUACCUUUCGAGGUUACUCUGACAAGCAGCGAAAAGUAAAAAUGUGGAAUGAAAUCGAAGAAAUUGGCAGCGAAAUCAGCCUCGAAAAAUCUCACAUCAAAGAACUCCCAAAUUCCUCUCAGAAUCCAGAGUCUCAGAAUUUGCUUCCUCACGUGAAAGAGGAACAAAGCAUUUUGAAAGAAAUAGAAGAUCAUUCAAUGGAUCAAGACAAUCAUUGGCUGAAAGACCCUUCUCUAGAGGGUGAUAACCUGUCGAACUCGGAAAUAGAGCCAGGAAUGGAAGUCGAAGUUGUCGACGACUGGAACAUGGCAAUAACCUUGACGCUCAUCACCAUCAUCGGUAUUGGCUCACUCUGCUACAUCGGCAAUAAACGACAUCGUGAUUUCUGGCGAUAUUUGAAAUUCACAGUAGUUUACGGACUCAUGCGUGAUUUCUUCGUCCACAUCAAAUCGUUCAACAAAGUCCGAAAGCGACGAAUUUCUGCAUCAAACGAAACUUCGAUCAAAAUAGCAGAAGACUUGAUGGUGCCAGACUUGUAUCAUGAAAUGCCGGGAAAAGAGUUUGAGAAACUCAUGCGAGACUUGGACGAGAAGAACGAGGAGCUAGAACGGCUGCGAAGACAGAGCGACUCAGUAAGUACGAAUUUUGAGUCAAAGUAUGAACGAGAAUUCGAAACAAAAAAUGUUCUUGGAAAAGGAGGCUUCGGUGUCGUCUUUGAAGCGUUGAAUAAAAAUGAUAAAAGCAACUACGCGAUCAAACGAAUUGAACUUCCAAGGUGUGCGACUGGAGUUUCAAAAGAAAGGAUUGAGAGAGAGUUCAAAGCGCUGAUGGUUCUCAGGAACAAAGAUCUAAAUACAAGACAUUUCAUUGACUACUACCAGUGCUGGCAGGAGAAAAACGUCCCCAAAGACUGGGUCGCCGAUCACGAUCGACAAUUCAAGUCCCAACUGAGCAAUUACGACAGCUUAUCAGUCCUCGACAAGUCUGAAAGCCGCAUCGAGGAUCAAAUAUCAGAACAGCUCACAAGAUCAGCCCAGAAUUCCGUCGCAUCGGGGCUCAAGCUUGAUUUUUCCAUGAACGAGGAUGUUGUCUGGGAGGGCGAUUCAGACGGCUCUUGGGGAAACGAUUCGAAUUUGUCGGCCUCGGAUACUUCUGAUACUCACGAUGGAAACUGUGAAAGAAACAAGUCUUCCAAAACGUCCGACUCUGGUCUAUUCAUGUUCAAGACUGACAGAUCAAAUUCGAUUCGCCACAGAAAAUUGACAGAAAUCCAGAGAACUGAAUCGACACAGUCAAACGCUUCAAGCUCGAUUGUUUUCGAAAGUGGAGAUGGUUCAAUCCAAAUUGCUUCGGAAAGUCAAUAUACUGAAGAUUCACCUGAAGAACUCUCGGAUUCUAUUAGCUUGGCGAAUGUGAAUUACAAUCACGAUACAGUCGACUUUCUCUACAUUCAACUGCAACUCUGCCGCCGGGAUACUCUUAAACAUGAGCUCAAAAAGCGCGAGCGUGUGGAUCCAAGAAAGAGUCUUAAAAUUUUCGAAGAGAUUUGUCUUGGCGUUCAAGUUUUACACGAUAACGAAAUGAUUCACAGAGAUCUGAAGCCGGCGAAUAUCCUUUUUUCUCUCGACAAGGGUGCCAUUAAAAUUGGCGACUUGGGUCUUGUCGUUAUGAAAGACCAGAAGAAAGAAAACAAUAAAGCAUCAGCCAUCACCCAUGUAAAUUCAAUCCUCGAAGGAUCAAUUCAUACUGGAGGCAUUGGUACGCGCUUAUAUAUGGCCCCAGAAUUGCGCGAAGGACUACCCUACUCAUACCCCAUUGACAUUUAUGCUCUGGGAGUGAUUUUGCUCGAACUAUUCGAGAUUUUUUCAACACAACAAGAAAGAGUCACCGUGAUUCUAAGAGCAUCAGAAGGAAUACUGCCACUUUCGAUUCGAGACAACUAUUCAGACGUUGCUGCACUAAUUUUAAACAUGCUCGAUGAUGAACCCCUUCAACGUCCCAAAAUCGCCCAGAUCCUUGGCCGGUGCCAAGAACUCCAACUGAAUUUUAUAUAA